AUGAAAUACGCCGCGAUCCUUCUCGCGCUCCUACCUGCCGCGCUGGCGCUGCCCUUCACCAUUCCGGCCGCCGCCAAAGCUGAGGUCAAGCGUGCGGAAAAUGCAAACGGACUUUUCCCCGUGAGAUACAGCAACGAUGUUGCCAAAGAUUCCGAGAAGCGCGCGGAGAACACAGGCUUCCCAGUGAGAUAUAGGAAAGAUCUUAUCAACGACCCACAAAAGCGCGCGCAAACACCUGGCCUCUUCGCAGUCAGUUAUAAGAAAGAUGUCAUUGACAGCACGAAUCCUGCCAAGAAGCUGGAGAAACGGGAAGCUGUGGCGCCGGAGGGACUGUUUGCUGUCAGUUAUAGGAAGGAUAUUAUUCCCUCGCUGGAAUAA
This is a messenger RNA of Didymosphaeria variabile, 378 nucleotides long. RefSeq lists its product as uncharacterized. The record is from RefSeq and is a predicted model, not a curated record. The transcript is spliced from 2 exons. The coding region runs from base 1 to 378 and encodes 125 amino acids. NCBI's taxonomy places the organism in Eukaryota, Fungi, Ascomycota, Dothideomycetes, Pleosporales, Didymosphaeriaceae.